Molecule: messenger RNA, 1658 nt
Organism: Apodemus sylvaticus (European woodmouse)
Lineage: Eukaryota; Metazoa; Chordata; Mammalia; Rodentia; Muridae
Gene: Dnase2b
Product: deoxyribonuclease 2 beta
Exons: 7
Coding region: 360-1430 (356 amino acids)
Biological process (GO): apoptotic DNA fragmentation
Molecular function (GO): deoxyribonuclease II activity
Source: RefSeq, a predicted model, not a curated record
GAAGAUGGAAGCUUCUGCUUUUUGCCUGCUUGCCUUUACUCUUGCUGGCAAGCCCAUCUAUCCUACGACGGAGGCAUUCCUUCGCUGCCAUUGGAAGCAUGCUCCUGGGGCUUCCAACAUAGAUUGAAGACCAGCAGCUCGGCAGGAACGCUCCAGGCCUCCGCGCCAGGUUGGACUGCUGAGACAUCCAACCUUACCAACUAGGCAACUAACUACAGGCUGCAGUUGCUGGACCAUCAGGACCAUAUCAUUGAACAGCAAAAGUGAACAGAACCUGCAGUGGAACCAGCGUGGCCUGAGAAAGACUUGACACUCUGACUCCACGGUCCACUGCAUGGAAUGAAGGUGACACAGAGAGAAUGACAGCAAAGCCUCUGCGAACAGCUUUCUCCUUGCUCUUCUUUGCCCUCUCUGGGGUCCUGGGAGGACCAGAAAUCUCAUGCAAAAAUGAAAAUGGUGAAGCUGUGGACUGGUUUACCUUUUAUAAGUUAUCCAAAAGGACUUCCAAGACAACUAAAGAGACAGGGCUGCAGUACCUGUACCUGGACUCCACAAUGCAAACCUGGAGCAAGAGCCGCCACCUGAUUAACAGCAGCAGGAGCGUUCUGGGAAGGACCUUAGAGCAGUUGUAUGAAGCACACAACUCCAAGAAUGACUCAGCCUAUCUAAUAUACAACGACGCCCCCCCUGCAUCUGUGAAUUACAGCAGACAGCAUGGACACGCCAAAGGUCUGCUGGUAUGGAACAGAAUGCAGGGGUUCUGGCUGAUACAUUCUGUUCCCAGGUUUCCCCCAGCUCCAGAACAUGGCUAUGACUAUCCACACUCUGGGAAGCGAUAUGCACAAAGCGGCAUCUGCAUCACUUUCAAAUACAGCCAGUAUGAGACAAUAGAUUCUCAGCUCUUGGUCCUCCAACCAAACAUCUACAGCUGUUUCAUCCCAAGCACCUUUCAAUGGGAACUCAUCCACAUACCCCAGAUGUGUGCCAAGUCCAGUUCCUCAAAGAUCCCUGGCCGGCGCCUCGCUGUACUUCAGUCAGUCCAGGGUCUAAACUUCGUCCAUUUUGCAAAAUCAGAUUCUUAUAUUGAUGACAUCAUUACAGCCUGGAUAGCUCAAAGGUUGAAGACACAUUUGCUAGCAGAAACCUGGCAGAGAAAGAACUAUGAGCUUCCUUCAAACUGUUCCCUGCCUUACCAUGUCUACAACAUCAAAGCCAUUGGGGUAACUCCCCAGUAUUACUUCAGUUCUCACCUUGACCAUUCCAAAUGGUGUGUUUCCAUAAAGAGCUCCUCAAAUCGCUGGACCUGCAUUGGAGACCUAAAUCGAAGCCCACACCAAGCCUCGAGAGGCGGAGGAUACAUCUGUACAAAGAAUCGGUACAUUUACCAGUCAUUUAAUAAAUUAGUUCUCCAUUAUGGGUUCUGUAACUAAGCUUGGGGAAGGGUCAUACCCACUGUCUUGAAAACACUGGCACUGGAACAUUUCACCUUUGAUCUAUUCUUCAUUGUUAAAGGUUUCUGAGUGUGUACAGCAUAGCAUCCAAUAAAACACUAUGGGGCUACAUUUACCAUUCUAUGUUCAAAUCAGGAGAAAUUUGAGUCAUUUGUAUUUGUCAUAUUAGUAAUCCAAAUCAUGGUAUGUAAAUAAGAGCAUGGAGGA